Trifolium pratense (red clover) is the source of this 1897-nucleotide messenger RNA. RefSeq names its product mitochondrial carrier protein CoAc1. The transcript has 6 exons. The record is from RefSeq and is a predicted model, not a curated record. Lineage: Eukaryota; Viridiplantae; Streptophyta; Magnoliopsida; Fabales; Fabaceae. The coding region runs from base 587 to 1618 and encodes 343 amino acids. Gene Ontology annotation, cellular component: mitochondrial inner membrane. Gene Ontology annotation, biological process: transmembrane transport.
GGACAAAUCAGGAAUCAUGUGAUGUAGACGCCGAAAGCGAAUAAACAGGCCCAUCGUUACUAAAGAUGCGCCAUAAUUGCAAAGAAAGAAAAAAAAAAAUUCGGAAUCUUACACCUACAAAUACAAAAAUGUAACGUAACAAAACAAAUCAAAAUCAUAACAACAAUACCUAAAAAACCAAAGGAGAACGGGUAUCUCUUCUCUUCCAUCAUUCACACCCGUUCUCCUCCAUUCAACGUCGUUAGGUUUUUCGCGAUCCAUCGUAUUAAUCGAUUCAAAUCGCCGAUCAGAGAAAAAAACCUUGACGUUUGGUGUAAUUAACAGGUUAUUGUUGUGAUUCAAAUAGAAAUAGAUAAAUAGGCUUUUUUGUUUUGUUGAUUUGUUGAUGAAUCAAAUUUUUGCUGAAUUGAAUUGGCUUGUAAACAUAGCCAAUUCUUCGAAUCUUCGUGUUCGUAAGCCAUUGCAACAAUCUACUCCAAUCUCUUUCUCCAGAAGUAGAUGGGAUAAGGAGUUUUCUCAGCUACAGAGUGGAUAAAUUAGGUUUCAAAUUUCAAUCAAAUUCGUGAAACUUUUUGAAAUAAUAAUAAUGGAUUCUUCCCAAGGUUCUACGUUGGCUGGUUUGGUGAAUAAUGCAUCUAUUAAGAGGGAUGAAUCUAGACUCGAUCGUGUUCCUGUUUAUGUUAAGGAGCUAAUUGCUGGUGGCACUGCUGGUGCGCUUGCUAAAACUUCCGUUGCGCCUCUCGAACGGGUCAAGAUACUUUGGCAGACAAGGACCGGAGGAUUCCAUAAUCUUGGAGUGUACCAGUCUAUGAAUAAGUUGCUUAAGCAUGAAGGUUUUCUAGGAUUAUAUAAAGGAAAUGGAGCCAGUGUUAUCCGGAUUGUUCCAUAUGCAGCCUUGCAUUUUAUGACAUACGAGCGGUAUAAAAGUUGGAUCCUGGACAAUUAUCCCAUGUUAGGAACGGGUCCUUCUAUCGAUCUUUUAGCUGGCUCAGCAGCUGGGGGAACUUCAGUUUUAUGUACAUACCCCUUAGAUCUUGCCCGUACCAAACUUGCUUAUCAGGUGGUGGACACAAAAGGAUGUAUCAAAGAUGGUAUUAAAGGAGUUCAUUCUCCACCCGUAGGUCCUGUACAUAAUGGGAUUAAAGGUGUACUUACAAGCGCCUAUAAGGAAGCUGGAGUUCGUGGACUUUAUAGAGGUGUAGGUCCAACCCUUACUGGAAUUCUUCCAUAUGCUGGUUUAAAGUUCUAUACGUAUGAGAAGUUGAAGAUGCAUGUUCCUGAAGAACAUCAGAAGUCCAUUUUGAUGCGCCUUUCUUGUGGAGCUCUAGCUGGAUUGUUCGGACAGACUUUAACGUACCCUUUGGAUGUUGUUAAGAGACAAAUGCAGGUUGGGAACCUGCAAGAUGCAGCUAAUGGUGAUGCCAGAUACAAGAAUACAUUUGAUGGACUUAGGAAGAUUGUUCGAAAUCAAGGGUGGAAGCAGUUGUUUGCAGGCGUGAGCAUUAACUACAUAAGGAUUGUUCCGUCAGCUGCAAUUAGCUUCACCACAUAUGACAUGAUGAAGGCUUGGCUUGGAGUACCACCCCAACAAAAGUCUCGGUCGGUUUCAGCAGGAUAAUUUUCGGUGCUCACUUGUUGAUAGCAAGAAUUUACUAUGACUUGACUUCAUUAUUACAGGGAUAGACAUAUAGAGAGUAUCACUUCAUUUGACUUGUACAAAUUAUUGUUUAGAGGAACCCUUGUGAUUAUAUUGAUCAAUACUCUAGUUUGAUUAUGAUAUCAUCUAGAGAGUUCCUUCACUUUGCUACUUCAUUACUUCUUGAACCGUCUAACUGUGACUCUAGUUUAAUUGUAGAUUUGUCAGAAAUUGUGGAUCCAAUGCAAUACUAUUUCACUA